UGUCAUUGGUGGAAGUGAUUUGGCCGUGGAACGUUUUGUUACAGUUCUUACUUCACCGUUCGAGAGCGAACUCUGGCAGGUUAACCCAGGAGAGUCGGCGGUUCCCUGGCUCCCAGUCCCUGCUAGACGGUCCAAUAGCCAGCAGAACCCCCACUCUACCUCCUGUCCCAGGAUCCUACAACAACUCAAGGUCCAGGGGCCCCUCCCCCACUCCUUUAAAGGAUUCCAAGAGCUGAAGGUACAGGGGCCCCUCGCCCCGUGUGUAUAGGGAACCAGCACAGGGACCCCCAUUUAUUCACAAAUCAGGAGAUCCCAGGCCCUGGGCACACACUAUUUAAAGGGCCAUCGAGAACCCAAGGAGCUCACUGGUCUCUAGUUUCCUCUUCCUCUUUUACCUACUUGGAUUUAGGAGUCAAGAUGAUGAACCCUGGGAUUUCCUUCCACAACCCCCCAGCGCUUAAUCAGCCAUCAGUGCCACCACCUCCACCUCAGCAGCAACAGUACAAGUCUGCUUUACCCAUCAAGAAGAAUGCCAUCACCGAUGAUUACAAAGUAACCAACCAAGUGCUGGGAUUGGGCAUCAAUGGGAAAGUCCUUGAAAUCUUCAGCAAGAAGACUGGGGAAAAGUUUGCUCUGAAGAUGUUACAGGACUGUCCGAAGGCCCGCAGGGAGGUGGAACUGCAUUGGAGGGCGUCUCAGUGCUCCCAUAUUGUAAAAAUUAUUGACGUUUAUGAGAACCUGUACCAAUCACGCAAAUGCCUCCUUAUUAUCAUGGAAUGUCUGGAUGGUGGUGAGCUCUUCAGUCGAAUUCAGGAUCGAGGGGACCAGGCCUUCACAGAGAGAGAAGCUUCAGACAUUAUGAAAAGUAUCGGAGAGGCCAUACAGUAUCUACAUUCAAUUAAUAUCGCUCAUAGAGAUGUAAAGCCAGAAAAUCUUCUGUACACAUCAAAAAGACCAAAUGCAGUGUUAAAGCUCACUGAUUUCGGCUUUGCUAAGGAAACAACAUCUCACAACUCACUGGCGACACCUUGUUACACACCUUAUUAUGUGGCACCAGAGGUUCUAGGACCAGAGAAAUAUGACAAGUCCUGUGAUAUGUGGUCACUUGGUGUCAUAAUGUAUAUUCUACUCUGUGGUUAUCCUCCUUUUUACUCUAAUCAUGGAUUGGCCAUCUCCCCUGGAAUGAAAAAGCGGAUCCGUAUGGGGCAGUAUGAGUUUCCAAACCCAGAGUGGUCGGAAGUCUCCGAUGAAGUGAAGCAGCUGAUUAGAAAUCUCCUGAAGACUGAUCCAACUCAGAGGAUGAGCAUCACAGAAUUCAUGAACCACCCAUGGAUAAUGCAGUCCAUGCAGGUGCCACCUACUCCUCUUCACACCAGCCGUGUCUUGAAGGAAGAGAAAGAUUUGUGGGAAGAUGUUAAGGAGGAGAUGACCAGUGCCCUCGCUACCAUGCGAGUAGACUAUGAACAGAUCAAGAUAAAGAAGAUUGAAGACUCUUCCAACCCUCUCCUGCAAAAGAGGCGAAAGAAAAUAAGCCCUGAUGUUGCCACUCACUGAUCUUGCUCUUCUCUUCCUUUUGUAACAAAUGGUGCCAAUCAUGCCAGCUCAGUGUUAACUGUACACGCGGCUUGUAAAUGCCACACUAAUGAGAGAGCAGAGGAAUGGGUCUCUUGGACGGGUUUCCAGAAUGGGACUUAAGAUUUUUGUGCUUCUGUACGUCAUGUUUAGUCUGGAAGGUUUUAUGUUAAUUUUGUACUUUUUUUUUUUCUUCAUAUCCUUUAAAGAUUUAAUUGUCUCUCUCUUUUUUUUUUUUUUCCAAUUUUAGAGGAUAUUCGCAAUAUAUUUUAUAUGUAAAGUAUUUUUAAAAAUGGCACACACUUGCGGCAUACCCAAAAGGGGAAUUUGAUCUACACUGCAAUAUUCCUUACAUUUUACUACUAAUACACCGUGGUACAACAUGCAUGUGCCAUUUGUACAUGCA
This is a messenger RNA of Pelobates fuscus (common spadefoot toad), 1978 nucleotides long. It is a transcript of the gene MAPKAPK2, whose product is annotated as MAPK activated protein kinase 2. Gene Ontology annotation, biological process: intracellular signal transduction; cellular response to vascular endothelial growth factor stimulus; vascular endothelial growth factor receptor signaling pathway. Gene Ontology annotation, cellular component: cytoplasm; nucleus. Gene Ontology annotation, molecular function: calcium/calmodulin-dependent protein kinase activity; calmodulin binding; ATP binding. Lineage: Eukaryota; Metazoa; Chordata; Amphibia; Anura; Pelobatidae. The transcript is spliced from 10 exons. Bases 418 to 1554 code for a protein of 378 amino acids. The record is from RefSeq and is a predicted model, not a curated record.